AUGUCUUCGGCACAAGAUCCAUUCUAUAUUGUUAAAGAAGAGAUCCAGGAUUCUAUUGAUAAGUUGCAAUCUACGUUUCACAAAUGGGAGCGUAUUUCUCCCGGCAUGGGGGAUCAAGUGCAUGUGUCAAAGGAGCUUGUUGCUAAUUGUGGAAGCAUUGAGUGGAAGGUAGAUGAGCUGGAAAAAGCGAUUACUGUUGCAGCAAAAGAUCCUGCGUUGUAUGGCAUUGAUGAAGCUGAGCUUGAAAGGAGGAGGAGAUGGACUAGUAAUGCUAGGACACAGGUGCGGAAUGUGAAGACAAGUGUUUUAGCUGGAAAGGUUAGUUCUGGAGCUGGUCAUGCGAGUGAAGUGCGAAGAGAACUAAUGAGAAUGCCAAACUCGACUGAAGCAAAUAGAUACGAUCAAUAUGGAGGAAGAGACGAUGACGGUUUUGUACAGUCAGAAUCAGAUAGGCAAAUGCUGUUGAUAAAGCAACAAGACGAAGAAUUGGAUGAGCUUAGUAAAAGUGUAGAGAGAAUUGGAGGAGUAGGGCUCACUAUACACGAAGAGCUCAAUGCACAGGAAAGAAUAAUGGAUGAAUUGGCUUCGGAGAUGGACAGUACGAAGAACCGGCUUGACUUUGUUCAGAAAAAAGUGGGAAUGGUAAUGAAGAAAGCUGGAGCCAAAGGACAGAUGAUGAUGAUAUGUUUCUUGCUUGUCUUGUUCAUCAUCCUAUUCGUUCUCGUCUUCUUGACCUAA
This is a messenger RNA of Arabis nemorensis, 738 nucleotides long. The record is from the annotation of a GenBank genome assembly. NCBI's taxonomy places the organism in Eukaryota, Viridiplantae, Streptophyta, Magnoliopsida, Brassicales, Brassicaceae.